This is a messenger RNA of Cuscuta epithymum, 3357 nucleotides long. NCBI's taxonomy places the organism in Eukaryota, Viridiplantae, Streptophyta, Magnoliopsida, Solanales, Convolvulaceae. The record is from the annotation of a GenBank genome assembly.
AGGCUGCGGUAAAAUCUUCCCUCGGUUAUUCGUUUUGUGAGUGGAAAUGGCCACCUUACUCUCACAAAUCACUUUCAAACUGACGCACACCAUGACGACACCUAACCGACGGCGAACAGUUCCUCCACGCGGAGCCGGGAGCGUCGCCGUAUCAGUAUCCUCGCCUCAGCGGCGAAGGAGGGGGAGAAAGCCCCAAACGAGGAACCAUCCAAAGACGGCUGAGGAUGAUGACGGUGGCGGCGCCUUGAUGGAUUCCGGGACUGAGAAGGGGCUCAGGCUAGUGUUCAUGGAGGAGCUAAUGCAGCGUGCUCGGAAGGCUGACGCUCCUGGUGUCUCCGAAGUCAUAUAUGAUAUGAUUGCUGCUGGACUCUACCCCGGACCUCGCUCUUUCCAUGGACUGGUCGUUUCUCACGUCCUCAACCUCGACGAGGAGGGAGCUAUGCAUGCUCUAAAAAGGGAGUUGAGUGAAGGUCUACGGCCUGUCCAUGAAACUUUGGUGGCAUUGAUUCGUUUGUUUGGUUCAAAGGGACUUUUGACAAGAGGCUUAGAAAUUCUCUCAGCAAUGGAAAAACUGAAGUACGACAUUCGCCCCGCCUGGCUAAUUCUUAGGAACUUGUACGAAGCAACCAUCUGGAAAGUGCCAAUAAGGUGUUUCUAAAGGGUGCCGAAGGUGGGCUUAGAGCUACUGACCAGAUUUAUGAUCUUCUAAUCGAAGAAGAUUGUAAGGCAGGAGAUCACUCAAAUGCAUUAACCAUUGCCUAUGAGAUGGAGGCUGCUGGAAGAAUGGCUACCACUUUCCAUUUCAAUUGUCUUUUGAGUGUGCAGGCUACGUGUGGCAUACCUGAAAUUGCAUUUACAACCUUCGAAAACAUGGAAUAUGGAGAAGACUUUAUGAAGCCCAAUACUGAGACGUAUAAUUGGGUGAUCCAAGCAUAUACAAGGGCAGAAACUUAUGAUAGGGUGCAAGAUGUUGCUGAGCUACUUGGCAUGAUGGUUGAAGACCAUAAAUGUUUGCAACCUAACAUGAGAACUUAUGCUUUGUUGGUGGAAUGUUUUACCAAGUAUUGUGUCAUACGCGAAGCCAUUCGACAUUUCCGAGCACUAAAAGGAAUUGAAGGUGGAAUUAGACUAUUACAUAAUGAGGGGAAACAUGGCGACCCACUUUCAUUGUAUCUUCGUGCUCUUUGUAGAGAAGGAAGAAUUGUUGACUUACUGGAAGCUCUGGAAGCUAUGGUAAAAGAUAACCAGCCGAUUCCGCCAAGAGCAAUGUUUCUGAACAGAAAAUAUCGUACUUUAGUUAGCUCAUGGAUUGAGCCUUUGCAAGAAGAGACUGAACUUGGAUAUGAGAUUGAUUACAUAGCCAGGUUGGUCUGAUAGUUCCUGGCUUUUAAUCCUUACUAAAGUGACCAAAGAAUUCAGGUAUGUUGCAGAAGGUGGACUUACUGGUGAGCGCAAAAGAUGGGUUCCACGAAGGGGUAAAACUCCUCUAGAUCCUGAUGCCGAAGGAUUUAUUUAUUCCAAUCCCAGAGAAACCUCCUUUAAACAAAGGUGUCUUGAAGACUGGAGGACACAUCACAAAAAGCUUUUGACUACCUUACGCAAUGAAGGACCUGCCAUAAUGGGAAACAUAUCUGAAUCUGAUUACGUACGUGUUGUGGAAAGACUAAAGGAAAUUAUUAGUGUUACCAAGCAGAAGGUUUUGAAACCAAAAGCUGCAAGUAAAAUGGUUGUGUCUGAGCUAAGGGAAGAACUGGAAGCACAGGGACUUCCAAUGGAUGGAAAAAGAAAUGUGCUCUACCAGCGAGUGCAGAAAGCAAGGAGGAUAAAUCUUUCAAGAGGACGGCCACUAUGGGUUCCUCCAGUUGAAGAGCAAGAAGAAGAGGUUGAUGAAGAGAUAGAUGAAUUGAUUUCACGCAUCAAGGUGCAAGAGGGAAAUACUGAGUUCUGGAGAAAACGUUUUCUGGGAGAAUGCCUAAAUGGAAAUAACAGUCAGGAAAUGGAAGUAAAAACCUCAGAACCCGCUGAUGUCUUGGAUGAUGAUGGUAUUGUUAGUGAUGGGAAAGAUGUUGAAGAUGGUGAGACAGAUGAUGAUGAGGAGGAGGAGGAGGAGGAUGAGGAGGAGGAGGAUGAGGAGGAAGUAGAGGUGCAUCUAGAAGCAGAGCAAACUGAAGCCCAGGUAGAAGGAGGUGAUAGGCUCAAAGAUGGAGAAUCUAAACCGUCCAGCCCUCCUCAAAUGAUUGGAGUACAGUUGAUGAAAGAAUUCGAACAAACAGCUACUUAUUCAAAAAAAUCUAGAAGGUUUCGACUUUCUGCAACAGAUGACGAUGAUGAAGACUGGUUCCCAUUGGAUAUAAAUGAGGCACUAAAGGAGCUGAGGAAAAGAAAGGUUUUUGACGUGGAAGAUAUCUACACAAUUGCUGAUGUUUGGGGUUGGACAUGGGAAAAGGAACUUAGGAACAAAGCUCCCAAAAGAUGGUCACAGGAAUGGGAAGUCGAGUUGGGAAUCAGGAUAAUGUCUAAUGUUAUAUCACUGGGUGGAAAACCCACAGUAGGGGAUUGUGCUAUGAUACUGCGUGCUGCCAUUCGAGCUCCCAUGCCUUCAGCUUUCUUGAAAAUUCUGCAGACAACACACAGUCUUGGCUAUGUAUUUGGCAGUCCUCUGUAUGACGAAAUAAUAAUGCUAUGCCUUGAUCUUGGAGAACUUGAUGCUGCCAUUGCCAUAGUAGCAGACUUGGAGACUGGGGGAAUCAAGGUUCCAGAUGAAACCCUUGAUCUAGUAAUUUCUGCUAGGCUCUCAAAUGACAAUCCACUAAAUGGUUCACAAUAGCUGCAUGCCCUUGUAUUUGUAAUGGUUGUAUUAAUAUUAUUAUGAUGGUGGUGAUGAUGACUUUUAUUAUUAUACAUAAUAAAGUAAAUUAAUUGUUAGGUUGGUUUUUAGGAUUUAAUCCCCACUUUUUGGGUUGCAUCCAAUUUGAUAGGCAAUUAGGCAUUUAAAGAUGUAAUUUGUUAUACUAUUGCUGUUUUUGUUUUGUCGUCAUCAUCAUCAUCAUUACUCUUAUUACUAUUAUUAUUAUUAUGACUAGUAAUUAUACCCGUCCGUUGCAUGGGAGUAUAGUAACUACAUAGAAACUAAUGUUGUAAUUAGAAAUUGAAGAAUAUGUUAAGAUAGGAUGUAGGAUGUAUACAAAUACUCACAAGUGAACAGAACUAUUAUGUGCAAGUGUGUAACAACGUAUAUUAUGGUGUAGACCAAUUAACUUGUGAAACUUUCUACAAUAGGGUAAUAGUGUAUGUAAUAAGUGCUGUUUCUAAGUUCAACCCAGUGUUAGACCUAUUUACCAUUCAUAUCUUGCAACA